GGUCACAAAACGGGUGAGCUUGAUCGUCAACCUGCUGCGGGAUUGUUAAAAAAUAAUUACCCGUACUUCCCUGGCAAAUAAUUGCAAUUUUGGUGGUUUGGUAAACUACUGUCUGUUUUGUUAACAAAGUGACAAUAUUGGAAUCGGCGGACGAAUGGAGCAACGCUCAGGUAUGAGUUCCAACAGUGGUAACAAUUCGAGCCACGGAAAGCCGCUCAAAUGCAAUCAAAAUGUACAGGUCUAUCUUCGUGUCAGACCGACAAACGCCCGCGAGAAGCUGAUUCGUUCUCAGGAAGUGGUGGAGGUGGUAUCAAAUCGUGAAGUGCUGCUGAAACCGAUGACCCUUGAUUCGAGGAAUGCCAAAAAAUUCACCUUCGACCGGGCGUUUGACGUAAAUUCGAAACAGCACGAAGUCUACAAUGCGGUCGUGGCACCAUACAUUGAGGAAGUGCUGGCCGGAUUCAACUGUACGGUUUUCGCGUACGGCCAGACUGGUACCGGUAAAACCUUUACGAUGGUUGGCGAUGAACAACCGGAACUGAGCGACUGCUGGGAUGAUGAUACACAGACGGGGAUCAUUCCUCGGGCGUUGAAUCAUCUGUUCGAUGAGUUGCGCAUGACGGAGCUGGAGUUUUCGAUGCGGAUUUCCUACCUAGAGCUGUACAAUGAGGAAUUGUGUGAUCUGCUGUCGACCGACGAUACGGUUAAGAUUCGUAUCUACGAUGACGUCAAUAAGAAGGGAUCCGUGAUUGUGCAAGGUUUGGAAGAAGUCCCUGUUCACAGUAAAGACGAUGUUUAUAAACUGUUGGCCAAGGGACAAGAACGGCGUCGAACAGCAUCGACGCUAAUGAAUGCUCAGUCAUCGCGAUCACAUACUAUCUUCUCGAUUAUCGUUCACAUCAAGGAGAACGGUAUAGAAGGCGAAGAGCUGCUGAAGAUUGGCAAACUAAAUCUGGUUGAUUUGGCUGGAAGCGAAAACAUCACAAAAGCUGGGAAUGAGAAGGGGCUUCGGACGCGUGAAACCGUUAACAUAAAUCAGUCGUUGCUGACGCUAGGUAGGGUGAUUACGGCGUUGGUUGAAAGGACUCCUCACGUGCCUUAUCGAGAGUCGAAAAUAACUCGUUUGCUGCAAGAAUCGUUGGGAGGACGAACUAAGACGUCAAUCAUUGCCACUAUUUCACCGGGUCAUCGUGAUUUCGAGGAAACGAUGAGCACACUGGAAUAUGCUCAUCGGGCAAAGAACAUCCAGAAUAAACCGGAAGCGAAUCAGAAACUAUCGAAGAAGGUGGUUAUCAAAGAGUACACGGAGGAAAUCGAUCGUCUGAAGCAAGAAUUGAUGGCUACUCGUGACAAGAACGGAAUAUAUUUACCUGAGGACACUUACAAUGAGAUGGUCUAUAAAUCUGAAUCCACGACAAAGGAGCUAAACGAUAAGGUUAAUCUGAUUAAGGUGCUUAAGGAGGAUCUCGCCAGAAAGGAGGCAAUUUUCAAGGAGGUUAGCUUGAAUCUCGUUGAGAAGGAGGAGAUUUUGCGAAGAACCGAAGGAGAUCUUUGUCUUACGAAGCACGAACUGACGACGACCAAGAGGACCUUGAACAAGACCAAGCGUCGCUACGCGGAGAAGAAGGUCAUUCUGGAUCGGCACAUCAAAACGGAGGAAGCACUAUCCGGUCAAGCGAAGGAACUGAUCGAGGUAGUCGAAACGGUCGAGAUUGACACGAAGGGGUUGCAUGAUACAAUCGACAGGAGAAAACAAACAGACAUGAAAAACCAAACGGUUUGCGAGCAGUUCGUUGAGCAGGUUAAAAACCGGGUCCAGUCAAUGCAGGGGAAUACUAAUAACCUGACGCAAAGUUGCUACCAGAUCAGUAAUUCGAUUUUAGGCGAUUGGGAUAAUUAUCUCGCAAAGCAAGAGUCGCUAAAGAAGGAUACCCAAGAAAAGAUUACUGCACUUGAGUCAUUUUCGCAAACCAUGCUUUCGAACAGUUCCGAAUUGUUGACCAACUUUCGCGGCGAUCUUUCAAACUGUAGCACGGAACAACUGCAGGUAACUCAAGCAUUUAUGGAAAAUAUCGAUAGAGCAGUUGAAUCCCUUCGCACGACGCUAGCUGCUAAUAUUGAAUCGCUGAAAAAAACUUUGACCGAGCAGGAAGAUGAACAGAGGAAGCUGCUGGAAGCAACCCUGCAAUUAUGCCGAGAAAAUGACCUACGGAAUCUAUCAUUCUGUAUGGCCCAGAAAAAGUGUCUGACGGAAAUCAACGAACUGGUGGAACAAUUUGGAGACAGUCAAAAACAAAUCGUAGAAUUUGUGCAAACAGCAGAGGCGGCGUCCGAAAAACGAAUGGCGAGGUUGUUGGAAGAAAUGAAAAACGAGAAAGCUGAACUGGAUCGAUUGCGAGCGGUUAGCCAAGAAGUGCAAAAUCAAAAGUCCUCUGUGCAAACGAUGAUUGCGAACAACGUAGCGGCUGUCGAUAUGAACAUCCAUCUUCAACAGGAGGUUCCGAAACAAGUAGAAAACAGCGCUCGACAGCUGGAAGCAACCCGCCUGGGGUUGAAAUCCGUUAUCGAAGGACGACUACAAAAUCAAAUCAUUCAACCGGUGGAAUCAACAAGCAAGCUACUCAAAGAAACCAUAGCCCAGCACAGUGAUCAUCUAAAAAUUGAUGAAGAAACCUCCCGUACUCGCUGGGACCAGUUCGCAUCUCACUUCGAACAGAAUCGAUCCGAGUUCUCCGCCGGUCAUGCAUCUCAAACACAGGCCCUGCAGGAACAAGUACGCUCCGAGCAUGUCGCUCAAUCCGAGUUCCACAACACAACCAUCUCGCUGAACAAACAGCUGCAGCGAAAUAUCACAUCCCACCAGCACCAAACCAAUGCCAAUCUGGCUGAACUCACCGAACAGGUAGAUCGGUUCCAUCGGGAAGAGUUAACGCUGUAUCAACCGACGGGGCAGACUCCUGUUCGCAAGAACAUCAGCUAUCCGAGGGAUUUGGCUAGAACUUCACCGCACGAACGAAUAGUUCGUCGGUUUUGGCGCGAACGGGGCAUGCUGGAUCUUGAUAUGUCCAACAUUAUCAGUGAGGAGGAUAACCCAGAUGCCAGUAUACUAUGCAACAGCUUGAACGAUGACGAGAUUAGAAACUCUACCCCGCUUACCACGCGACACAACGUACUGAACGAGGAUCAGAACUUAUUCCGAGAGUUGCAGAUAUCCAACAUUCUGUCAAAGAUCGGCAACGACAUGGAAUGCGAUGAAAACAAGGAAAACACCAUCGUGGAAAGCACGUAACGAACGCCAUGUCUUCCAGUAGAGGGAACGCACACUUUUACCACUAAUAGUACUAUUACUACUACUACUACUGAAACUACUGGUUUUACACAUUUGCACAAUAUUGACUUGCCUAAUGCGGAACGAAGAAAUUAUCUUCACUAACAUGAUUCUAUGAUACGUACAUCAAGAGCAUAGCCUCAUCUUGAAUGCUGUGUUUGCACCACGUAAGUUGCCACGAUCCCAGUAAAAUGUUUAACAUUGACAAGCAAUUAGAAAACCUCCGGAGCGACAUACGAGCGGCGGCAAACACAAACGUUAUAUUCAUAUUUUUAGUGUUCUUUAUCUGAUAAUAAACAG
Messenger RNA from Topomyia yanbarensis, 3628 nucleotides. It is a transcript of the gene Klp61F, whose product is annotated as kinesin-like protein Klp61F. The transcript is spliced from 7 exons. The coding region runs from base 155 to 3289 and encodes 1044 amino acids. The record is from RefSeq and is a predicted model, not a curated record. Gene Ontology annotation, biological process: mitotic spindle assembly; microtubule-based movement. Gene Ontology annotation, molecular function: microtubule binding; plus-end-directed microtubule motor activity; ATP binding. Gene Ontology annotation, cellular component: spindle microtubule; nucleus. NCBI's taxonomy places the organism in Eukaryota, Metazoa, Arthropoda, Insecta, Diptera, Culicidae.